This is a messenger RNA of Mesorhabditis spiculigera, 1086 nucleotides long. The record is from the annotation of a GenBank genome assembly. NCBI's taxonomy places the organism in Eukaryota, Metazoa, Nematoda, Chromadorea, Rhabditida, Rhabditidae.
AUGUCACGGCUAGUUCUUGUAUUUCUCGCUUAUAUCUUGGUCGCAGCGGCUUUUCCGGAGUAUGAGGGCUUGAACACGACUUGUACAAAGUCUCAUGAUUGUCAAGUCAUCAACACGGCCGCCGUCGGGAUCUGUAAAGAUGGGAAGUGUGACUACGAAUUGACCAGAGGAUUCAUCUACUUUCCUUUCAAGGAAGUGAAGAAAAAUGAAGCGGACAUCGAUGCUUGGAUCUUUUCGUAUGACAAGGUGCCAGAUCCAAUAUUUGUAGAAUGUCAGAGAAACGACACUUGCCACUUCACGGAGAGACCGUUGAGCGACUACGAGGAUCGCCGUAAUUUCACGAAGGAAUGCGAGAAGUACAGGGACCACUGGGCAGAGAGAACAUACCGCCACGCCUUCCAACUUUCCAAACAGUACUCGUUGAGCUUCUACUGGUCGGCGUUGACGCUCGUUACGCUUGGGGAGCAGCCCUCACCCCAGCGCUCCUUCCAAAACAUUUUCGAGAUUAUCGUCACGCUACUUGGGCUUGUAAUUUUCGCCGUAAUUGUUGGUGAUGUCGGCAACAUGGUGCAGACGAUGAACCUAAAGCGCACGGAUUACGAGGAGAUUUUCGACGGGACGCGGGCUUACAUGUUGCGACAUCAAGUCCCCCAACAACUCCAACAGAAAAUCAUCCGCUACUUGACGUACAUCUGGGGUCAGGGGCAGAUCGGAGUAGAUGAAAAGGCAAUCUCUGACUUCCUGCCCAAUCGUCUUUACGGCCACAUGGCUGUUCAUAUUCAUAUGGAGACCUUGAGACGCGUUCCCCUCUUUGCCGACUGUGAUCCAACACUCCUUUACGAGUUUAUAUUACGACUCGAGUUGCAGGUCUACAGCCCCGGUGAUUACAUUUGUCGAAAGGGAGAGGUCGGAAAGGAAAUGUACAUCGUCAAGUCGGGAUUCGUUGAGGUAGUAAAUGAAGACGGGACCAAGGCCUCAAUGGACCGCGAGAAGCAGCUCGUCACCAAGCUUGAGGAGAGUUUUGUCGAGUUUUUCGAGCUGGUCAACCGUGACGACGAGCACGAGGAGGACAGUGAUCCCGAUGGA